AUGCAGAUCAGCGCAGACUCAGACCACCGCCCCGCUGCAUCCGGCCCAGUUCCAUACACCAACACCUCGACUUCGUCCAAUGCCGACCUGCAAUCCGACUACGACAACGAGAUCAAGGAAUUCCACUUUCACCUCUACUGGUUCCAGAACAACAAGGCCUCACACGAGUCCGCCGUCAAACUGCGCGACCGGAUCCUCGAACUCGUCCGUCAGGGGUUCUUCCAAGUGGUCCCCCUCAAAAACGGUGUCAAUACCUCCCCUAGAGGUCCUCACCCUAUUGGAAGUUAUGAGGUUUGGUGUGCGAGGGAGGAUUUCGCACGUUGCUAUUCCUGGUUUGUGUUGAACAGGGGCCCACAUUCGAUUCUGAUCCAUCCCUUGACGAGGGAGGAGUUGGCCGAUCAUUCUUCGAGGGCUACUUGGUUGGGGACUCCUGUGCCUUUGGAUUUCACGGGAUUGAGUCCUCAUCUUGACCAUACUCCUUCGCAGUAUCCCGAGCUCGGUCUUGGUUACAAUGCCAAGAAGUAA
Linnemannia hyalina is the source of this 525-nucleotide messenger RNA. NCBI's taxonomy places the organism in Eukaryota, Fungi, Mortierellomycota, Mortierellomycetes, Mortierellales, Mortierellaceae. The record is from the annotation of a GenBank genome assembly.